AUGUUUUCACUGGGACCCCGAGGCCUAGAAGAAGAACGCGCACUAUUUGAAGCAAUCCACCACAACGACAUUGCUACUGUUACCCAACUUCUAGACGAUGGAGUCUCCCCUGAUGGACCCAGUUUAGACUGUCAUCCACUGCAGGAGGCCAUUCAGCGCGGCAGACACGAAAUCGUCACACUGCUUAUCCAGCAUAAUGUCCAUGACCGAAGUGAUGAGAUGGGGACGAAUGCGCUCCACUUGGCGGCACUGAAGGGGGAUGCACAGAUCCUUGAAACGAUUAUCAAAUACCGCAAACAGAGAGGAUAUAGUCUUUUUGACACGGCCGCUGCGCAGAAAGGGCCGAUUCAUUUUGCAGCAAUGAGCCGCAGCCUGGAGUGUGUGCAGAUGUUACUCCGCGAAGGGGCGAGUAUCCAUGAUGUGACUACGCAUGCAGAGACGCUGUUGCAUUUUGCGGCUGGGGAAAGGAGUGUAUGGGUUAAGAAAGGGAGUCAAGAAGAUGAAACAGCCUUGUUGAAGUACUUGAUUGCCGCAGGGGCAGAUGUCAAUGCUCUUACUUCAAUGCGGGAGAGCCCACUAUGGUACGCAGUGCGAGAGGAUAACCUUCCUGCUGUUAGGGAACUGAUUACUGCCUCUGCGGAUGUCCAGCUCCGCAAUCUCUAUGGGGAAACUGUGCUGCAUGAAGCGGCAUACUAUAGUUCGCUACCUGUGGUGCAGAUGCUGGUAGAUACUGGUGUGGAUGUCCAUGCCCGGAGCAAUACAGAUGGAUCUAUCCUUCACCGCGCAGCAGAGGCUGGUCGUGUAGCUACUGUGCAGUGGAUACUAGAUCAUAGCAACUUGACUGUGAACGAACCUGGUAGCCAUGGCUGGACGCCAUUGCACUCUUCUGUUUUCGCCUGUCAGAGCACUAUGACCAAGUACCUCCUCGAGCACGGAGCUGACCCAACAAUUGGAUCAAAUCCUGGAAACCACACAGCCUUACAUUACGCCGCAUUUUCAAACCGAGGAGAAGCGGAUUCCACACUGGUCCGCUAUCUGAUCCAGUAUGGUGCUGACGUCAACGCACCGGCUGAUUCGCGCUGCUUGGCCUCCGGUGGGGAGACGGGUGAGUUGCUACACGAGUGGUUCUUUGAUCCCGAACAAGACGAGCUGGAACUCGUCUACCCGAUUCACUGUGCUGCUUGGUCAUUUGUUCCUAGUAGGGUGGAGGCUCUACUAGAAGCAGGCGCUGAUAUCCAAGCAAGAACAAGUGUAGAUGGCAGUACUCCUCUACAUCUGGCAGCCCGAAGUGGACUGAAGAUGGUUCGCUGUCUACUUUCUAAUGGCGCAGAUCCCGAGGUAACAGACGCUGCUGGCUGCAAGAUGGCGCAUCAUUUAGUGUUUGCAUUCCGGCAGACUCCUAGGGUUGCAUGGGCGUUUCUGGUGGAGAAUCAGUUAUGGGAUGCGUCCACGGUAGAGAAGGAUUUGGAAAGGGUCAAAGUAUAUGAACAGAUGGCCAAGUGCUUUAAGACGAGGAAUAUAUUCAACCGGUAA
Molecule: messenger RNA, 1533 nt
Organism: Aspergillus lentulus
Lineage: Eukaryota; Fungi; Ascomycota; Eurotiomycetes; Eurotiales; Aspergillaceae
Product: ankyrin repeat domain-containing protein
Molecular function (GO): protein binding
Source: RefSeq, a predicted model, not a curated record